AAGACGGGGCAGAAGUGGGUCUGGCUUCCCUAGUUCGACAUAUACUACAUAGUUACUAUGUAGUUACUACAUGCGACAUAUCCAUGAGGACGAUCGAGUGCAUUUUCCUCAUUGGACACUGGACAAGCCUCCUUGGUGUCAACGGCUGGAGAAGGGGUUCCUCCUUUAUCUUCUAUCUCCCUGACAGCGGGAGUAGAAGACGAACUCUAUUGCGCUUCCGUUUCUUCAAACACCACCACCACCACAAAGACAUCGGCUAUCACGGUCAAAGAUGGUCAACGACUAUCGUCCAGCCCUCAACGCUGUCGGCUGGAGCUUUGGAGCUCUCGCCACCUUUGUGGUGUUUUCCCGCAUCUAUUGCCGAGCCUUUGCGGUGCAAAAGCAAGGGUGGGAUGACUGGCUGAUGGUGUUUGCCUGGGCGGCAGCUAUUGUGACCACAGCGCUGGUGACGGUUUCCACCACCUACGGCUUUGGCAUCCACGAAGCGGACAUCACCAGCGUAAGCGAUCUCGAGAAUGCAAUCAAGUACAUCCUCAUUGCACCCGCGAUCUCGCUGCUUGCCUCGGCGUCAGCCAAACUGUCCGUCGUGCUAUUCCUGCUACGACUGCUCGGGUUGGCGGCGACCAUCCCCCAUCGCAUCAUCCUGUACACCACCACUGCCCUCAUGAUCGGAGGCAAUAUUUUCGCCAUGGUCGUUCUGCUGGGCUAUUGCAACCCGCCUCGCAAGGCUUGGGAUCCCACCGUGGAAGGGACCUGCAUGUCGGCGCAGGUUCUGAAUAUUGGCGGACGGGCUGUGACAGUUUACAAUGCCUUUAUGGAUCUCCUGUGCGCCGCCUUCCCGGUCCUGAUGCUCUGGACUUUGAAUAUGAGAUCGAAGAUGAAAUGGGGUCUCGCCGUUGUCAUGAGCGGAGGCGUCCUACAGCUGGGCCAUGAUUGCAAUUUGGUACAUGACGGAGGUACUUCGGACACAAUCAUGCCCCCCUUCUCUCUUCUCUCUUCUCUCUUCUUUCGGGUUGUUGGCUCAAUCUAACUCGGUCUAUAUCACAGAUGUACGCGAUCAUCAUUGCAGGCUCCAUCCCCACCCUUCGCCCGCUCUGGGCCCUCAUCCGCAAUAAAGAAUAUCAUUCCGGGGAGUCCUACCCCCUGACCCGCAAAACGAAGGGCGGCAGUUCGACAACGCCGCGGAAGAAGAGCGGUUCAAAGGAUACCCCCGUCGAGGGAAUCAUCACCAUGGAACUCCGGGAGUUGGGCACGACUAACAUUGGUGAUGAGGAUGCCAAAUCUCAGGAUAAUAUUUUGGUGGGUGCCGUGGCACAUGCUUGAUGGUUGAUCCUUGGAACAGAAUACAAGGUUUUGGGGGGGGGGAAGUCUUUUUCGGAAAAAGUACCUUUCUUUUUCUAUUUAUAAUCUCGGCUACGCUUUCGGGAGUUCAAAAUUGGGGGAUCAUAGAUCAUAGUCAUCAUAUUCAUGAAUAGUGUCUAAUAAUGUAUCAAGGAAAUACAAAGACAG
Molecule: messenger RNA, 1509 nt
Organism: Penicilliopsis zonata CBS 506.65
Lineage: Eukaryota; Fungi; Ascomycota; Eurotiomycetes; Eurotiales; Aspergillaceae
Exons: 5
Coding region: 272-1030 (252 amino acids)
Source: RefSeq, a predicted model, not a curated record